CGAGAAUCAAAAUAUGUCUGAAACGUCAAACUUUUUCUUCCCGACACUAUUUUGCUGACAUUGUUAAAAAAAAAACAAAACAAGAUUCUAAUGAGUGGAGGUGUUGCAUCCGCAGGUGUCAAACGAGCCCCCCCCUUCUUUGGACUCCCAACAAAUGCAUCAAUAAAUAAGUGUGCGGGUCAUUCACCUGGGGGCUCCUCUUCCUCCUCCUCCUCUUCCUCGGCGUCACCUGUCCGCGUGCCACCUGGCGUGCGCGCAUGCGCGCUCCCGCGGCCGCGGCCUCGCCACCAAGGCAGCAAAAGAAGACGAGCGGGGAAGAAGAAGAAGAAGAAGAAGACGCCGGCAGCGGCGAGGAUGCCUCGGUCCUUCCUGGUCAAGAGCAAGCGGGCGCACGCUUACCGCCGCGCAGAGGGUGACGGCGGCGAUGCAGAUCCUCGGAGCGACGGCGGCGGCUGGUGUCCCCCUCCAGAACCGAGCGGUCUCGCGUGGAGCCUCCCCGCGCAGGAGGCACCGGAGCCCGCGGACCCGUCGCCUCCGUCCCCAAACGCGGACGCCCGCGCGCCUUCGCCGGCCUACGAGGAGGGCUUCGUGGGCUUCUGGAGGCCCCCGUCGCCGUCGGCCUCACCGGUAGAUUCGCUGAAAUCGUUUUCGCCUUUGGCGGACGAGUCGGCGGCCCUCUCGGUCCCCUUCCGGCCGUACGACUGGAGCGCCUACCCGCCGCCGCCGCCGCACCCCGCCGCGCGGGUCUUCUAUCCCGGCCCGGCCCCGUCCGUGCACGGCUUCUACGCGGAGCAGGGGGCGCACGUGCUCGGCCCCCACCCGACCGCCGCGUACGCGCACGAGGCGCUGCGGACGUACGGCCGCCACCCAGCCGCAGCCGCCGCCGCCGCCUCGCUGCUCUUCCACGACGGGGGGCCCCUGCACGCCCACCGCUUCGAGGCCCCGCCGGAUGUCGGCUGCGCCAGUCUGGUGCUCAACGGCGCCUACAAGUGUGUCAAGUGCAGCAAGGUGUUCUCCACGCCGCACGGCCUGGAGGUCCACGUCCGGCGCUCCCACAGCGGCACCAGGCCCUUCGCGUGCCCCAUCUGCAGCAAAACCUUCGGCCACGCCGUCAGUCUGGAGCAGCACAAGGCCGUCCACUCACAGGAGAGAAGCUUCGACUGCAAGAUCUGCGGCAAGAGCUUCAAGCGCUCGUCCACGCUGUCCACGCACCUUCUGAUCCACUCGGACACGCGGCCCUACGCCUGCCAGUACUGCGGCAAGCGCUUCCACCAGAAGUCGGACAUGAAGAAGCACACGUUCAUCCACACGGGCGAGAAGCCGCACAAGUGCCAGGUGUGCGGGAAGGCCUUCAGCCAGAGCUCCAACCUCAUCACGCACAGUCGCAAGCACAGCGGCUACAAGCCCUUCGCCUGCCACCUCUGCACCAAAGGCUUCCAGCGGAAGGUGGACCUGCGCAGGCACAAGGACACGCAGCACGGCAUCAAGUGACGGCACAGGCAGAGCUCAAUUCUGCUUCCCCGUCGUCGUCGCGGGUGGGCACACAGUCCAGCGCUCGGCCGGUAUCGUCCCCGUCUGAUGGACAAGUCAAAUCCAUAUUGGGAAUGUAUUGAACGGCGAUAUCACAAGUAAUCCAGGUUGGUAUCGCUGAUACCGAUAUGGACUCUUUUUUUAUUAAAAACACGUUGAGUAAAGGAACAAUAGACCUUUCAAAAGUACUGACGUCACAACGUACCGCAUCGCUCCUUAUCGAUACGUUUGUAUCGCUGAUACCGAUAUUUGUAUCAAUAUGAAACGCAUAUAAAGGAGUAUUAACAACAGACCUUUCAAACAUGCUUACAGUACAUCGCGUGGUAUGAAAUGGAGCGCGCCACUAAUUUUCUUAUCCAUACAAGUUCAUCUUGAUACAGAUACUGAUAUCAAUUCUUUAAGCCAUCUUGAGUAAAGGAGGAUUAACAAUAGACCUUUCAAAAGUAGUGAUAUCGCAACGUACCACAUCUGUCCUUAUCGAUACAAGCUUUGUAUCGCUGAUACCAAUAUUGAUAUGAAAAUCAAUUAAAGGAAGAUGAACAACAGACAUUUGAAACGUACUUGCAGUACAUCGCGUGGUAUGAAAUGGAGCGCGCCA
Messenger RNA from Syngnathoides biaculeatus (alligator pipefish), 2128 nucleotides. RefSeq names its product zinc finger protein Gfi-1-like. Gene Ontology annotation, cellular component: nucleus. NCBI's taxonomy places the organism in Eukaryota, Metazoa, Chordata, Actinopteri, Syngnathiformes, Syngnathidae. The transcript is spliced from 5 exons. The coding region runs from base 91 to 1491 and encodes 466 amino acids. The record is from RefSeq and is a predicted model, not a curated record.